AUGGCCGAUAGACGGAUCAGUCUAAGCAGGGACGCAGGUGAUGAUACUGGGUCGCGGACAUCAUCGGUACCGCUUUUGGGUGAAGGCUUGAAUAACGCACCUGAGGCCGGUGCCGCCCCUGAGCUGGAUGGGAAGACCGGGAAGCGGAGGUUCUGGGGCUUAGGCAGGAAGAAGGAAGACGAUAAGACUAAGAGGACCAGGGAGAUUGCUUCAACCAGUAUCCCCCCUCCGACAGCUACAACAGCUCCUCCGAAGUCUAUGCGUUCGGUGUCACCAAUCGCGGGAGUUGGUGCGCCAAUCACGCAGACGAUCUCACAUCCAUACGGCGCGCCAGCGUCUCCAUCGCGCAAUCUCAAUUCGUCGUCACCUGGGAUACCAUCGCCAGCUUCCUCACAAAUAUUCGAGCGCUCUGUCCAAGAAGAUGGUCUCGCCUCCUCCGUUUCACCAGCCAUACCAGCGCACAUUACCACCGAGAAUCACAUCCCUCCUGUCUUAGAUGCCUCUUCAGUGGCAAUCACAGACGAUCACCUGAAUCCAGACAACGUAGAAAUAAUAAUGCACUCAGCCCAUCAGCCUGCUGCAGUAACGGUAACAGGAGCUGGAACAAGCGAAGCCACGGGAGCUUCUUGGCAGGAGGACCUUGUCGCCCAUCCAGACCAAGACGAUGCCGCGUCAAAUUACGGCGCAUUGGAUUCGAACGACGUCCAUCGGCUCAGCUUCAUAUCAUUUGCUGAUGUUGUGCACGCCGAACAUGUGGAUCACUCUGGUGGUGUUGCGCCCACCAUUUCUAGUCCUCUCGCUGCUGCUCGCAACCGCUCACCGUCCCCCGUGCGCUCUCCACUGUCAUCUCAAGGUCUAGGCGGCUCGCCAGUAGCAAGUGGGUCCGACUCUUCUCGUGGUCUGGAGACUUCUCCCAGUCGAGGGGGGCAUGGACUCGGCAGCACGUACUCCGGCCACAGUCCGCCAACAGGAGGAGAACUGACGAUUGAGACCAUGAGGCAAGCGUUGAGGAAGACUGGAAGUGGUGACUUAAGUGGUGCAAGGGGCGCACCAAUGAGUGCUGUGGGUGGAGAUGCAGGGGUUGGCGAACAUCCUUUCAAGGAUGUAUGA
This is a messenger RNA of Letharia columbiana, 1110 nucleotides long. RefSeq lists its product as uncharacterized. Lineage: Eukaryota; Fungi; Ascomycota; Lecanoromycetes; Lecanorales; Parmeliaceae. The transcript has a single exon. The record is from RefSeq and is a predicted model, not a curated record. The coding region runs from base 1 to 1110 and encodes 369 amino acids.